AUGCUUGUCCCUAACAAACAGCUGAGUCUUGGUCGCUCCCACAGUUGGGACACAUUAGGGGGGAAUGAGGGUCAGUGGGACAGGUCUGAGAGCGUCUACGAGCAGCAGGCAAGAGUAGCUGGCCGACGGAGUUCUCUGUCAUACGGAGAGGGAGGAGGGUGGUACGAGCCUCCACCAGGAGUACAGCAUCCUGAACUGGAUUUAAAACGUGACCCAUAUUCCUACCAAGACUCUCUUUACGGACAGGUCUACGCAGAGCGACACGAUCCAAGGGCACUACGAAAGAGCUCUGUCCCUGAUCUAAGCCACUACGACCGUGCAUCCAUGGCUCACCGAGGAUCUAUCCCACAUCCGGACUACUAUUCACAUGACCCGGCCAUGACUCCGCGGCCACCAGAGGGUUUUUAUCGGCCAGAACAGCAGCCUCCACCAGCUCAUCCUCAUCCACUCAGUAGGUCAGGUUCUCGUUAUGGGAUGGCACCGGGGACUCGGGGUGUUUGGGAUCAAACUCAAGGAGGUAGAGCUGGACCGCAAGCCCCUUCAUCACCUUUACCUGCUCCACCUCCUCCGACUGCUCAUGAGCUGAAUCGGGCUUAUAGAGAACCUAGUGCUGUAGCUGCUGCCAAAAUGACAACAGAUGGCCAACAACGCAUUCCCUCGCGCGACCCAUCUCCAGCUCACUAUGGUAUGGAACAUGCGUCUCCUCGCUACGCCAGUGAGCCUCCACCUCUAAGUGGUCAGUCAAUCUAUACUGAUGUGAAUGGCCGCCCACUGGAUCCCCAGCAACAGGCUGCUACUUGUCUAGUAGUAGAUCCUGCCAGUCAAGGUAUGAUAAUGAGGCAAGAAACAGCCUCUCCAUACACUGUCCAACAGCAGCAACAACUACAGCAGCAACAACAGUUACAACAGCAGCAACAAUUACAACAGCAACAACAAUUACAACAGCAGCAACAAUUACAACAGCAGCAGGUACAGCAACAGCAGCUACAGCAACAGCAGCUACAGCAACAACAAAUACAACAGCAACAACUUCAACAGCAACAACUUCAACAGCAACAACUACAACAACAACAGCUUCAACAACAGCUACAACAGCAGCAGAUACAGCAACACCAAAUACAGCAAGAUCAGUUGCAACAGCAGCUUCAACUGCAACAGCAACCCCCCCCUACCAUGCCGGUUGCUGACCCUAACCUGUCUUUGGCAGCUACGCUUCCCGCCCCUACUCCAAUGCAAACAGCAGCAGUGACUGCAGUUGCCACAGUUGCACCUGCACCUGUACCUGCAACUAUACAACCAGCUCCAGCCCCUCCUCCCCCUGUGACUCCACUUCCUGCUCCCCUUCCUGCUCCUCCUCCAACCGCCCCACAGACGCCAUUACCUGCGGACCCCAAGAAGACAGUGGAUCCUGAAUUCCUUGCCCUCUUGCGAAAUGAGGGUCUGUCUGAGAGCACCAUCUCCUCUGUUAUCCAGCAAGGUUUUGACUCCACUAGCAUGCUGGCUGUAAUGGAGGAAAAUGAUGUCCGCACCGUCGCUCCAAACCUUGGUCAAGCUCGUGUGCUGUCUCGUUUGGUGAACAACUGCAAGCGUCCUGUUGAAGCUACGCCAGCCCCCUCCCAACCUCAAACACCCAUGCGAGGCCGCUCUAAUAGCUUCAGCCAUCGCUCAGAUGUCUACCAUCAUCAUCAGCAACCACACCAUCCAACACACCCUCCACAGGCUUUGACUGUGGAUCCACAACUGAUGCCCCCACAGACCCCUGGGGCCAUGCAGACCAUCUCCCCAAGGAUGGGAGAAGCAAUGGGUAGAAGGCCUAGCAGUGCUCCUUCUCAGCACCUCUUGGAGGCCACUGGAGCCUACCCAGGCCAACCACCUCGCUCCCCAGGGCCAUACACUGGAGCUAUUAUGCCUGUCCAACAGAGGCCAAUGUCUGCCUACUCUUCUGGGAUGGCAAUGCCAGGGAUGCCCAUGCAGGGUAUGCAGAUGAUGCCACAGCAGAUGACAGGGUCAAUGCCUGCCAUACCAGGGUCUAUGCAUGCCAUGCCAGGCAUGCCACAGCAAAUGCCUGUGUCCAUGCCAGCUCUACCCCAGCCACCGCAGCAAGUACCGAAAGCAUACUCCACCAACUACACAGUACCCAUGGAGCUGAUGAAGAGGGACAGGAACUUACUGCCAUUGUCACCCAUGCACAGCCCUCACCCAAGUCCUCAGCUGAUACGUAAGGGUGGGGGACCUGCAUCCGACAACGCCCUUGUUCCUAUGGGGCCACCUGGCCCCAGCCAAAGUGCACUGGUUGCUAACCAGAAGCUAAGCCGACGCACGGGUCCACCAGUCAUUGUGUCCACCAUGGCAUCUCCAGAUACAAGUAUUCGGCCCCAGAUUAUGAAUGGGCCUAUGCACCCGCGCCCCCUGGUGGCGCUGCUGGAUGGGCGCGACUGCACUGUAGAGAUGCCCAUCCUCAAAGACCUGGCAACUGUGGCUUUCUGUGAUGCCCAGUCCACACAGGAGAUACAUGAAAAGGUGCUGAAUGAAGCAGUAGGUGCCAUGAUGUACCACACCAUCACCCUGACCAGAGAAGAUCUGGAGAAGUUCAAGGCGCUGCGCAUCAUCAUCCGCAUUGGCAGCGGCUACGACAACAUCGACAUCAAGGCUGCAGGGGAGCUCGGCAUCGCAGUGUGUAAUAUUCCCUCAGCAGCUGUAGAAGAAACAGCAGACUCAACAAUCUGUCACAUCCUCAACUUGUACCGGCGAAACACCUGGCUGUACCAGGCUCUCCGGGAGGGCACGCGGGUCCAGAGCGUAGAGCAGAUCCGUGAGGUGGCAUCUGGGGCAGCCAGGAUCCGAGGAGAAACGUUAGGCCUCAUUGGGUUUGGUCGCUCAGGCCAGGCUGUCGCGAUGCGGGCCAAAGCGUUUGGCUUCAAUGUGAUCUUUUAUGACCCCUACCUGCAGGAUGGCUUGGAGCGUUCGCUUGGCGUCCAGCGAGUCUACACACUGCAGGACCUGCUCUACCAGAGUGACUGUGUGUCCCUGCACUGCAACCUGAACGAACACAACCACCACCUCAUCAACGACUUCACCAUCAAACAGAUGCGUCAAGGUGCUUUCCUGGUGAACUCAGCACGAGGAGGUCUGGUGGACGAGAAAGCCUUGGCUCAGGCCCUUAAAGAAGGCAGGAUACGGGGAGCUGCCUUGGAUGUCCAUGAGUCAGAGCCUUUCAGUUUUUCCCAAGGUCCCCUGAAAGACGCCCCUAACUUGAUCUGCACACCACACACAGCCUGGUACAGCGAGCAGGCUUCUCUGGAGAUGAGAGAGGCCGCUGCCACAGAAAUACGGAGAGCCAUUACUGGCCGGAUUCCUGACAGCCUCCGAAACUGUGUCAACAAAGAGUUCUUCAUCACCUCGGCACCAUGGGGGAUGAUGGAGCAGCAGCAGCCUCAAGUUCACCCUGAGAUCAACGGUGCCGCCUACAGAUUCCCUCCUGGUGUGAUGGGUGUCGCCCCCGGUGGGAUUCCCGGACCUAUGGAGGGGUUGGUUCCUGGGGGAGUGCCCAUCGCCCACACCCUGCCCCCCGGUACCCAUCCAUCACAGGCCAUCUCCCCAAACCAACCCUCCAAACAUGGCGACCCCAUGAGAGAGCACAUGAGCGAGCCAUAGGUCUGCUGUUGUGACUGAGCAGCAAGGACAAGAAAACACUAACAAUGUAAACAAAACAAAAACCUACCAUCAAACCAUCGAAACUUUAUGCUUGACUCCAGCCAUCUGAACCCACCAGCAGCCUGCCUGCGGGGCGACGUUUCACACGUUUCUUUUUGUAUGAAACCACCACGCCCGAGUGAGGACAGUGGAUGUUCAAACACUCAUGAGCUGCCACGCUGAGAUGGGACUGAUCGUCAAACUCUGACUCCUUUCCCUCCAUAUCUGUUUUUGAUCAUUUAUGUUUUUAUCGUUAUUUUCAAGUAUAUUUCUGGGAGAUUCCUCCUGACUCCUGGGACACGUUGCAAUACCACGUGCAGGAUGGAAAUCUGACCCUCCGUCUAUGGUUUAAAGGAAGAACUUGAAGAGAUAGAGACUUCAUCUACUAUUCGUCUAGCCUCCACUUCCUCCUUCUUUAUCAUUUUCACCCAUUCAGCGCAAAAAUAUCUUGUGUUAUUUUUCUAUUUUUCCUCUGUUUAUCCUGUAUUCUGUGUUUCUGUUGCAAGUGAAUAUCUGUUUUUCUGUUCUUCAGUGUGAAAAUGAAUGGAUUACAGUUACGUGUAUGUUUAGCAGACAAGAAUAGAAAGCAUCUGCCUUCUCGCUCAGAAAAAUGGACUUUACCUUAGUUAUUUUCAAAUACUCGUAGUUGGUGGCCCCUGAAUGUAAAGACAAGAUGUGGGGCAGUAAAUGUGGUUCCCAGUGGUUCCCAGGAAAAGUAGUCUUAUGAGGUAAAAAUGACCAAUAUAAACCAAAAAAAGGAAAAAAGAGCAUCUACCAUUUGUGGCUAGGUAAUGUGCAUCAAGUGUUGCCUGGGUUAAAUAUCACUGUUGUUUGUUUUCUGCUGAACUGAGGUACCUACAGUAUUUGGUAAGAUUCCAAAAUGUUAUCCAUUUGCACCCAAAGGACCUACAGUACAUCGCAGCACUAGCUAAAGAGGUAGGAAAAAUAAAAAACAAUAAAUGUCUCAGGAAAAAAUAACCAUCAAAUAUGUCCAAAUCUGAACCAUAAAGAAAAUCAGCCUGGAUUUUUGAUUUUCUUGUCUCCACUUCUCUCUCCAUUGUGCUGUUUUUUUAAUAUAUCAACUGUUUGUUUUUUUGAUGUUCCAGGUUUUCCGUCCUGUUAGAUUUGUAUUUGCCUCGUUAAAAGUUCUUAUAACCAUAGUCUUAUGUGAACGACCCCACCCUCUCUUCCUUCUAGUUUCUUUGUUUUUCUGCUCUAAUGAAAGCCAGCUGUGGCUCUCGGAUGCAUCGGGCCCUCUCCGAACAACAGCAGCCACAUCCAUCCCUCUUAGCCCAGCAAUGUUAGCGAGAGAUGGCUGCCAGCAGAUUGUUUGGUUUUUAGUGUGAGUAUUUGUAUUUGUUUCUUGUACAAGGUGAACAUAUAGCAUACAGUGCAGCUGGAAACUAUAAAUAAAGUUUACUGCUCUGA
This is a messenger RNA of Cheilinus undulatus (humphead wrasse), 5121 nucleotides long. RefSeq names its product YLP motif-containing protein 1-like. Lineage: Eukaryota; Metazoa; Chordata; Actinopteri; Labriformes; Labridae. The coding region runs from base 1 to 3654 and encodes 1217 amino acids. The record is from RefSeq and is a predicted model, not a curated record. Gene Ontology annotation, molecular function: NAD binding; oxidoreductase activity, acting on the CH-OH group of donors, NAD or NADP as acceptor; transcription corepressor activity. The transcript is spliced from 9 exons.